CUUUUCGGUUUGGCUCGAUCCGCUUUGCCGCAACACGAGAGAGGAAGGAAUCCCUCACGCCGUUCUCGUCUCGCCGUCGGCGCGGCGUGACGGCGUCGCGAUGGACCCCGCCGCCGCUGCCGCCGCCGGCGGCGGCGCCGGUCCAAAAUCUGAUGCGGCCCCUUCCGCACCGGCGCUGCACGGCCUGCCGGUGGAGAUGACGACGGGGGAGAUGGAGGCCGCCAUCGCCGCCCUCCCCGCGAAGAAGGAGGCGCUGCGCGAGGCCUUCGACGUCCUCGCCGCCUGCUCGCCCUUCCCGCUCCCCUUCGCCUGGGGCGACCUCGACUCCUACAUCUCCUCGCUCCAGUCGUCGAUCGACCGGCGGUUCGGCCAGCUCCGGGUCCUCGAGGCGGCCCGCCCCGCGCUUGCAGGUCCCGCCGCCGCCUCCACAAGCGACGGCGAGAAGGGCGGGAAGCAGGAAGAGGACAGCGACGAGGAGGAGAAAGAGGAGGAGGAGGAAGAGGUUGAGGAGGAAGAAGUUGAGGAAGAGGAGGAGAUUGAGGAGGAAGAGGUCGAGGAGGAGAUUGAGGAGGAAGAAGAGGAGAUUGAGGAGGAGGAAGAGGAAGUCAGAGAAGAGGUUCAGGAGGCCGGGGAGGAGGUCGACGAGGAGCAGCAGGGAGCCAACGAGGAGAUGCAGAAGUCCAAAGAAGAUGCUGAUGAGUCUUCCAAGAGUGCGAUUCCAGUGCAGAAACAGGAAGAGGAUGAGGCAGAGAAGGAGAUAAUUGAGGCCAAAGAUGAGGAGCAACAUGGGGACAAGCUGGCCUCUCAAGAACACGACAUUGGGGAGAAUGGGGAUGUGGAUGCCCAAGGGGUUCAGCAGGUGGCUGACGGUGAGACAAUGGAGGCCAAAUCGGAGGAGCAAAAUGAGGCUAAGGUGACAUCUAUGGAGCAUGACAUCGAGGAGGGCGACGAGAAAGCGUCUCGAGAACAAGGCAAUCGAGCUCUUCCAAGUUGCAGCGAUCAUCUUAGGGGAGUGUGUGCUGGCAUGGACGUCAGGGGGCUGUUGAAAUUGGUGUGUAAGAACCAGAGCAUUUGCCUCUGGCAUGAGUACCCCGUGGUGAUGCGCCAUGCCCCAGAUGCUGCUGCCCUUGUCCUCCAAGUCGUCCAGGGUUUCCUUCUCAGCAAGAAGAUGAAGACCACCAAGGUUUGGGGUAACUGUGUUGGGCUGAUUCGGUGCUUACCUGCAGUGAAUGCCUCGCUGUCCUCAGACACAAUGAAGCAGGCCAAGCAGCUGGCGAAGGAUUGGAAGGAGAUGAUUGACAGCACUGGAAGCAGCAGGGACGUUUUGAACCUGUCCUCCUGGGGCCUCCUGUAUUUUCUCAUUUCUUACAACAUUGUAUCGGAGUUUUCUGUUGAUGAGAUCUUCUGUAUCUUUGGUACUCUUUCACGCAAACAACAGAAAAAGAACUGCAUCGAACUCUGCAAAGGUCUUGGGCUUGUCAAUAGGAUCACUGACUUAAUUGAUUAUUUGAUUGGAAAUGGUCAACAACUCGAAGCCUUACUGUUAACACAAGCUUUUAAUUUGAUAGACAAAUAUACUCCACUUUCUCUUCUGAAGGGAUAUGUUGAAAGGGCAAAACAGAAUGCUCUGGAUAUAAUUAAUAUGAAUUCUCCACGCAAGUCUCUGAGUCCACUUAUAACGAAGGAGGUGGAUAGUCUAAUGGUUGCACAGAACAUAGUUCAACAGCAGAUCACUGAUUUCAACGUGCGCAGUGGUAUGCUGGCAGAAAUGAAGAAAUUAUUAGAUCAAUAUGCAACGAAGCGAAGUUCAGGGGAUGCUUGUUCUGCCUCAACUUCAAAUUCAGAGCAGCAGCAGCAGCAGCAGCAAAAGCAUACAAACAAGAAGCGCAAGAGAGAGCAGCUCGAGCAGCAACAGCACAGGGGACAAGAGAUCCAGCAGCAGAAGCAACAGAUUAAACCACAAGGGAAGAAGGGGCAGCAGCAAACUAAGCCAGAACAGAAGAAGCAACAACAGCUAAACACAAAUAAGCCUCAAGAGCAACAACAACAGCAGCAGCAGAAGCAACAAAUUAAGCCGCAAGAGAAGAUGGGGAAGGAGCAAACUAAGCCAGAAGAGCAGCAGCAGCAACAAAAGACAAAUAGGCCUCAAGAACAACAGCAUAAGAAGCCACAGAAAAAACAGCAGCAGCAACAACAACAACAGCAAAGUAAGCCACAAGAGAAACGCCCAAGGCCAUGCACCACCAAGCUGCCAACACCAUCUAUCCCUGCUUCCAUAUCACCUAUGGUUCCGCAUAUUGUGCAGGUUGAUUCUGUUGGGCAUUCACCAUAUGCUGCAAUGCCUAUAUCUCACACUUAUGCUGCCCAACUAGGUUGGCCUGGAAAUCAGAGCGCUGCAUUUGCACAAAAUGUUGGAGUUUCUCAAUUUAUGGGUAUGUUUAAUCCCCAACAGCCUAAUUAUCCCUUCUACCGUCAUCCACCGUUCUAUCCCAGGUAGCACUUGCUGCAAUGGGUUGUUGAGUAAACUAGAGAAAGAUAUAGAUGCUUACAGGAGUUUUCCUCUUGAAUUGUGUUGGCUCAAUUGCCUCAUGUUGUGUUGGACAUUUAUUUACAUUAACAUGUAUAUACAAUUUUGGCCAUUCUCUUUGUUGUAAUAGCUUUUCAAUAGUUCUGCCCUUUGAAGGUGCAGCUUGUCGAUUUAACUGACAGUUGACAUGCUCCUUGUUUCGUUUGUUAUUUUAAGUGUGGACGUUUGAGGAUUAUAUGCAAAGGCGUGGAGGUAUGAUGGUGCGGUUUCUGUUCAA
This is a messenger RNA of Oryza sativa Japonica Group (Japanese rice), 2804 nucleotides long. RefSeq names its product mediator of RNA polymerase II transcription subunit 15. Lineage: Eukaryota; Viridiplantae; Streptophyta; Magnoliopsida; Poales; Poaceae. The record is from RefSeq and is a predicted model, not a curated record.